Sordaria macrospora k-hell is the source of this 1338-nucleotide messenger RNA. RefSeq lists its product as uncharacterized. The record is from RefSeq and is a predicted model, not a curated record. Gene Ontology annotation, molecular function: ribosome binding; Hsp70 protein binding. NCBI's taxonomy places the organism in Eukaryota, Fungi, Ascomycota, Sordariomycetes, Sordariales, Sordariaceae. Gene Ontology annotation, cellular component: cytosol. Gene Ontology annotation, biological process: 'de novo' cotranslational protein folding; regulation of translational fidelity.
AUGACUACUGUGGUUCCCCUUCCUCUCCCCACCCUCCCCGAGGGCUGGACCGCCGAGAAGGACUUCAAGGCCAUCGGCAAGAUCGCCCAGAAUGAGGUUACCCAGCGCGCCAUCGAGCCCGUCGGCCCUCACUUCCUCGCCCACGCCCGCCGCGCCCGCCACAAGCGCACCUUCUCCGAGGAUGACCGCAUCCAGGCCCAGGAGCGCGCCAAGAACGUCGAGGAGGACAACGAGAGCGACGUCAGCGAGCCCGAGGACCCCAUGAUGCUCUCUCGCGAUGCCAAGGACUGGAAGCAACAAGAUCACUACAAGGUUCUCGGUCUCUCCAAGUACCGCUGGAGGGCCACUGAGGAGCAGAUCAAGCGCGCCCACCGCAAGAAGGUCCUCAAGCACCACCCCGAUAAGAAGGCUGCCGCCGGCCGCACCGAGGACGACAACUUCUUUAAGUGCAUCCAGAAGGCCACCGAGGUCCUUCUCGACCCCAUCAAGCGCCGCCAGUUCGAUUCCGUUGAUGAGGAGGCCGAUGUCGAGCCCCCCACCAAAAAGCAGCUCCAGAAGGGCAACUUCUACAAGCUCUGGAGCAACGUCUUCAAGGCUGAGGGCCGUUUCAGCAACAUCCAGCCCGUCCCCAGCUUCGGCAACGAGGACUCCACCCGCGAGGAGGUCGAGAACUUCUACAACUUCUUCUACAACUUCGACAGCUGGAGGUCGUUCGAGUACCUCGAUGAGGAUGUUCCCGAUGACAGCGAGUCCCGCGACCAGAGACGCCACACCGAGCGCAAGAACCUCAACAGCCGCAAGAAGAGAAAGGCCGAGGACAAUGCUCGUCUCCGCAAGCUGCUCGACGACUGCUCCGCCGCCGAUGAGCGUAUCAAGAAGUUCCGCCAGGAGGCCAACGCCGCCAAGAACAAGAAGAAGCUCGAGAAGGAGGCUGCCGAGAAGAAGGCCGCCGAGGAGGCUGCUGCCAAGAAGGCUGCUGAGGAGGCUGCCGCUAAGGAGGCCGAGGAGAAGGCCAAGGCCGACCGUGAAGCCAGCAAGAAGGCCAAGGAGGCUGCCAAGAACGCUGUCAAGAAGAACAAGCGUGUCCUCCGUGGCUCCGUCAAGGAUGCCAACUACUUCGUUGAGGGUGAUGCUUCCGUCGCCACCAUCGAUGCCGUUCUCGGUGACGUCGAGCUCAUCCAGGGCAAGAUCGAUCCCGAUGAGCUCGCUGCUCUCGCUGGCAAGCUCAACGGCCUCAAGGUCUCUGACGAGAUCAAGGCUGUCUGGAACGAGGAGGCCGCCCGCCUCGUCGGUGCCGGCAAGAUCAACGCCGGUGAUCUAAAGGCUCUUUCUGCUUAA